Messenger RNA from Labrus bergylta (ballan wrasse), 1325 nucleotides. NCBI's taxonomy places the organism in Eukaryota, Metazoa, Chordata, Actinopteri, Labriformes, Labridae. The record is from RefSeq and is a predicted model, not a curated record.
GGCCUGGUAUUACAAAGACCCGUUUCCUUAUUCAGAAGUGUGAAACAUGAAGCCUCUCCUGAACUCUCUCUUACUUUUGUGUCUAUGCGCCUGUUCAACUCGGGGUGUUUCAUCGGGCACACCUGUUGUGACACAGAGCCCAGAUGUUUCUGUAAUGGAGGGGGAGACUCUGAACAUCACCUGCUGCUGGACAGGGGAGCUUGAAAGAGGGAGAGUUAACUGGCUGAAAGAUAAAACAUGUUUAAAUAAUGAGCUUUUUUUCAAUAAUGAUCAUUUCCAAGGAUCUGGAAAACAAAACAGAUCCGUCUGCUUCCACUGGACCUUUCUGAAUAUCACCAGAAAAGAUUCAGGAAGCUACACCUGCAAUUUGGAAGUGGAGAUACCAGUUGUCUUUAGGGUUGAAGGAAACAGUACUGUGAUCACAGUUACAGACAGAGAGGACACAUUUGAGGAUGCAGCAAAAGAGGACGAGCCUGAAGGUCUUACCAAUGUUUCAGGUAUGUUGGUCUGGGUCCAUGUCCUGAGGUGUCUGCCUCUCCUGGCUCUCAUUGUUACCUUCUUCUGCAUUAACAGGUGGGCGACCAAAGCUCAGCAACCCACAUCAGAUCCUGGAAAAACACGCUCCACAGCCCAAAGAGUAGAAGAAGAAGAAGAAGAAGAAGAAGUUGAAGGAGAAGAAGGAGAAGGAGAAGCAGAAGAAGAAGAAGAAGAAGAGAAGAGGAAGAAAUACGAGCAGAAUAUAACGAUGUAGAAUAAAUAACAAGCAAAAUUAAAAUUGAUUUAAACAAAGCUAUGAAAGACAAAAUAAUUAAAUUGUUUUAAUCACUUUAUUUCUAAAGAACCUGCAAAUUGCUUAAAAAAAAACUUUAUUUGAUGCUGAUGUCUCCUCAGACAGUUUGAUGUUUUUCAAUGUAUGAUGCACAAAUAUAUUGUUGGUGAUGUAUUGGAUCGUUCGACCACUUUUUCUUAUCAAACAGUAAUUUUAUGAUACCUCUCUGAAAAGUGCAGGGGGGGCAAGAUACGGAAAAAUUGUUGUUGUUUUUUUGUAAUUUGAUGCCAUCAUCAAGAAGAGUAGGGAAGAAGGCGAAACUGCAGCAAUAAGUUAUGUCGUCAAGACAAACACCAUGUAUAAUGCAAAUGUCACAGUGAUGGAGAAAGUGAUGCAGGAAGUGAGAAUGUGCAUGGGUUGCAAGAGAGUCAGAGGGGGAGUGAUGAAAGCAUUCAUGAGAGGUAUAUAUAAUUUAAAUAUACAUAGUUUCAACAUUUGAUAUGUCAUCUUUGUGCUAUUUCUAAUAAAUGAUGGGGUUUCAGUGUUUGGAAAAUCA